Molecule: messenger RNA, 303 nt
Organism: Chondrus crispus (carragheen)
Lineage: Eukaryota; Rhodophyta; Florideophyceae; Gigartinales; Gigartinaceae
Source: the annotation of a RefSeq genome assembly
AUGCCUGAAAUAGAUAAAAGAGCUUUAUUAAAAAUAAUCAAAUAUCCUAUUAUUACUGAUAAAACUACUAAAUUACUUGAAGAUAAUCAAUACAGCUUUGCAGUAGAUCGUAAAGCUAAUAAACUAAAUAUUAAACAAGCAAUAGAAUAUAUCUUUAAUGUAAGUAUUCAAAGUGUCAAUACAUGUAAUACACCUCCUAAUAAAAAAAGAGUUGGCAAAUUUAUUGGACAAAAAGCAAAUUAUAAAAAAGCUAUAGUGACAUUAAAAAAUGAAUAUAGUAUUAAUUUAUUUCCAGAUAGUUAA